AUGGUACGUCUUUUCGGUUUUUCCAUUGAACUUGGGCACUUUUUACAGUCUGAACUACCGUUUUUUCACGUUUCUCCUUUUUGAAAUGCCUUCCACUACUCAAAAACCUAGAAACUUAAAAACAAGCAACUUUAUUGAAGUGCAACUGUUGGAUUCAGGGUGACGCCGUUGCUGAUGCGCUUGAGCAGCUCACCGCCGACCAAAUCGAGCGUAAGAAAAUGCCAAAAACUGUGAAUAGUUCAAAAAAAUGCUCUCAGAGUUCCGUAAAUACUUCAACAUGUUCGACAAGGAAGGAAAAGGCUACAUCCGUGCCACGCAGGUUUGAAAGUUUCCGUGGCUUAAGAAACUAUCUGAGGGAGUUCAGGUCGGUCAGAUCCUCCGUACCAUGGGACAGGCCUUCGAGGAGCGCGACUUGAAGCAGCUCAUCAAGGAGUUCGACGCCGACGGUUGGUCCUCUGAUGGGGAGAGAGGAAUGGAGAAGUUCUGCAGGUUCUGGAGAGAUCGAGUUCGAGGAGUUCGCUGCCAUGGUGGCCAACUUCGUCGUCAACAACGAAAACGACGAAGGCCUCGAGGAGGAACUCCGCGAGGCUUUCCGUCUUUACGACAAGGAGGUUUCUUCCAUACUUCUCUUACUUUUACACUUUUACCACUUUAUAAAAUACUUCACAUCUGGAAAUUAAUGGCUUAUUAAUGAAUCAAGAUACUUCUCAAAGUUUAAGAUUUGAGAAAAAAGGUUAGCCUAAAAAGGGAAUUCAGCUUACUAGGAUAUCUUAAUCAGUCUUUGAAUAGCUCAAGUUUUUCCACCUCUAUCGUUUUUUCAAAAUAAUACUCCAACUUUUAAGAUCAAUUCCUUUAGGUGCCCAGAAUUAUUAUUAUCUCCUUGAAAACCUUUGAGACGAUAAUCGGAAUCAGCGAAAAAAAACUGCAUUUUUUGGUCUGAAAUCCAUUCAAAACUAGUUGACAAAAAAGGUAGAUAAAAUUUUUUAAAAUAAAUUCAUGUUAAAAGCUGGCGGGGAAGCUCUUCGGUAAAUAUUUUUAUCGAUUCAGUAACUUUUUGCCCUAAAAUUGGUGAACAAGUCAAAAAUAAUUUACCCGGAAAAUUUCGAACUCUCUAUAGUAACUCGUAAUUUGAUUGGAUGAAACUCCUACGUUCAUUUUUAACGAUCAAUCGAUAAUCUCAUUUUCUGUCUUUUCCUCCAAUGCCUACGGCCAAACGCUGAUUUGCCGACGUGUCGGUAUUUGCACGGCUCUUGGCGCUUUCGCCGAUUUUCGAGGUCCUGAGCAAAUUUCUUUCAAGGCGAAGGCUUCAAUCCCUCUUAACAUUUUCCGACAAGGCAAAGCGACUGGACUGAAAAGAAAUCUUCAACUUUUUUUGAACCAUUAUGAUCAAAUUUUUAUAUCAUUUUUUCGCUUUUUCUUUGAAUGAACAUGACCGACGUUAAAAAAUACUCCAAAAACGGUUGUAAUUUUAGGUCACGACAAAUUUUCAGUUUUUUCACGUAGGAGAGCACGGCUACUAGUACAUUCAUACGAAAUGCGAAAUGAACCGAAAACAGACCUCUUUCCUUGCAAAUGGCUCACAAGAGUGUCAAAUAUCCCAGAAGAACAACGUUCUCAUCGAAAAUUGUAACGACUCGAAUGGAGAUCUUCGCCUUUUCAAAAUUCGGGUGAUUUAAAUGAAAAAGGAGAAAUCCUUGUUAGGUUUUCUCUUCAAGGUUCAAUAGUAAAAUACACAAAGUAUUUCUGAAUUAUUUUUUUUUGUUUGAAAGAGUGCUUCUAUAAGUUUUGAAGUGGUCUUUGUAAGAUAGACUGUUCGCCAAGUAGUCUUUUCUGUACUAUCUUUUCACUCAGCGACGCUCUCAUUUUAACACUCUUGUUCCAUUUUUUCAUGACUCAGUGAGAUAAAAUAAAGCAGCUAGCUUGAUCAUUUUCUUUAAAUCGCAGCAAACGAGGUAGAAAUCAUAAUUCUUAACAAGUCUUUCUUCAGACUGUGUGCUGAUCAGAUAUUUUGGUAAAUUUAUGCGAUCACUUUUUCUUUUUCGAUUUUUUAGCAAAAAUUUUCUAAUUCAGGGCAACGGUUACAUCAACGUUUCGGACCUUCGCGAUAUUCUGCGCGCCCUCGACGACAACGUCUCCGAAGAGGAGCUCGACGAGAUGAUUGCUGAAAUCGACGCUGACAACUCCGGAACUGUCGAUUUCGACGGUCCGUUUCUUUCCAUCUCAAAACUCCAAAAUUAUUUUUUCCAGAGUUCAUGGAGAUGAUGUCCGGCGAAUAA
Caenorhabditis auriculariae is the source of this 2276-nucleotide messenger RNA. Lineage: Eukaryota; Metazoa; Nematoda; Chromadorea; Rhabditida; Rhabditidae. The record is from the annotation of a GenBank genome assembly.